Molecule: messenger RNA, 4023 nt
Organism: Scaptodrosophila lebanonensis
Lineage: Eukaryota; Metazoa; Arthropoda; Insecta; Diptera; Drosophilidae
Gene: Samuel
Product: mucin-19
Exons: 7
Coding region: 259-3267 (1002 amino acids)
Molecular function (GO): protein binding
Source: RefSeq, a predicted model, not a curated record
CCACCACAUUGUCAAACUUAAUGACAAAUUGACAGCAGUCUGCCAGACUGACAAUCAGUCAGCUAGCUAACAACAACAACACUAACAACAACAUUGCAAUCAACGUGAAACAGUUAAGAAAUACAAAAACAACAAGCAAAAUAAAUAGCAGCCAGCCAACAACAAUAAUAGCAACAACAACAACAACAGCAACAGCAGCAAACAAUUGACGACAAAUUGAAUCGGUGCGGUGCGGUUUGACAAUAUGUUGAACCCAUAAUGAAGGAAAUUGAUACCGAGACGACAGUAGUAUGGCCAGCUUGGUGUUAUUCCGGUAACACACCCACCGACAUACUGCAACAGAAGCCAGCGAAGGCGACGACGGCAAUUGUGGGCGGCAGGAGCGCAACGCCAGCGACCAGCAAUCAGCACGCACUGCCCGCGGCAGCGGCCACCAAACGCAAGCAUAUUGAACGCGUGGCCAGCGAUCUCCGACAGCAGCAGCAGCAGCAACAACAACAACAGCAGCAUCAGCAGCAGCAGCAAUACAACAGCGGGAACAACAAUUGGAAUAUCAGCAACACGGCAACAAUGCUGAGCGAGCGCUCGAUGCUGCUAAGCGGCUACAGUGCAAUCGAGAGUGCCAAGAAAUUGUGCGAGGCCAGCAACGCCACGGGAGCUGCCGCAGCAACUGCAACAACAACAACAACAGCUGCAGCGAACCACACAACAACAGCAACAACAGCAGCGAGCAGCGCUGGAGCUGCAACAGCAACAGGAACAGCAACUUCAACGGGCAACACGGCUGCCACAGCGGCGGCUGCAGCUGCGGCAUAUGCCGCCCUAUACUUUGGCAAGGUCAAGAAUGAGAAACUCUCGCCGUUGCAUGUGACGGGCGCGCAAAUUGACUCCUUGAAGGAGUCAACGGCCAUGUCCAUGCACAACAAUAACAACAACAAUGCUGCGCUCAGUAACAAUAACAACAACAACAACAACAGCAGCAUUAUCAACAACAUUAGCAACACUAACAGCAAUCAUCUCCUGCAACAGCAACAGCAACAACAACACCAGUUGAGCAUCGGCAACAGCGUGAAACGUGAACGCCUCAGUCCGGGCACAACAAACGGCGAAGUGACAACCGCAUUUCCCAGAUCUCGUAGCGCCACGCCCUCCUCCUCAGCAUAUCGCGGUGGCGGCGUUAUAUCACCGAAUCAGCAGCAACAACAACAACAACAGCAGCAGCGACUUAGUCCUCCAAACAGCAGCCACAUGCCCAUCCAUAAUUUGUCCACCAAUCUGUUGAAUAGCAUCCAGCAGGCAGCGGCAGCCUCGGCCGCCAAUCAGCGGGUCGGCAGCUCGGUGGCUGCCAAUGCGGGCGGAGGCGCCACAACUGGCGUCACGGACUUUGCCACCCGCAACUAUUCGGACAUUAUGCGCUGUCUGGCGGCCAAAUACAACAAUGCAAAUCCAAAUGACAUCAAUGCCAGCCGUCGUAAUUCCAUUUACGAUGGAAGCAGCAACAACAGCAGCAUUACUGCCACAAGCGCCUCGGAACGGGCGGGCACGGAGCGUGCCAAGCCGAGCAAUGUGGCGCUCAAUGCGACAGUGGCCAAUAAAAAGCUAUCACCAGUGGCGAGUCUGCCCAAAGAAACGUCCGUCACCACCAACAGUUUGGCCAAUCUGCCCGCUGCGGCGCACUCUCCCACAGACCACACGUCGUCGGCAGCGGCGGCUGCGGCGGUGGCGGCACAGGCCAAGAGCCAAAUGGCCGCGGUGGUGGCUGCCGCCAGCGUAUCGCCGUUCAUGACAAACUUUUUGCCCUUCUCGUCGGGCAUCUUUCCGCCGCUGAUGGACAUGAGCAGCACACAAGCCUUGCUCACGCUGGCGCGUGCUGCCAAAGAUGCUGAGAUUCAGCAAAUUUUGCGCGGCGUACAACAAACACUAACAACGACAAAGCAGCAGCAACAGCAGCAGCAGCAACAACAACAGCAACAACAACGUUCCAAUUCCAGUGCUUCCUCACCCAAUGCCAGCGCCUCUGCCACGCCGCGUCCCAAUCUGAAUGCGGCGCUCCAGCAGGCGGCACAAUUUGUUACACCCGCUCUUGUCUAUUCGGCGCAACUGCACCAACAACAACAGCAACAACAGCAGCAGCAGCAGCAGCAGCAACAGCAGUCACAUCACGCCUCACGCCAGUCUAGUCCACGUUCCAAUAGCAGCAGCAAUAACAAUAACAACAACAACAACAACAAUAGUGCAGAGACUGCAGCAAGCGGCGCUGCUGCAGCGGCUGCGACAGCGCCGCUUGAUUUGAGUUCCCAACCGCCGGCAGCAAAACGAUUUAAGGCUGAAUCAUCCUCAACAACAACAACAGCAGCAGCAGCAACAGCAACAGCAGCAGUGGGUAUAUUGGCGACGCGUCGUGCCUCCUCCACAACCACAACAACAACAACAGCAUCCACCACACCAUCCCCGCCACUUACGGAGCAGGCAGCGGAAGCGAACGCCAACGCGAAUGCAGAGCCCGCCAAAGUUGGUAGCAGCACGACAACAGUUGCAACUUCUGAAACAGCAGCGGCAUUAGCAACAACAUCAGCAGCAGCAGCAGCAGCAGCAGUAGCGAGCACAUCACCAUCGGCAACGUCCAGUUCCAGUGUGCGUCAGUGUCAGGCACAGAGCGAGGAGGUUAAUUCCUGGACUGUGGACGAUGUGUGCGCCUUUGUGGGUGGAAUUGAUAUAUGCGCCGAGUAUGUGCAGCAUUUUCGUGAUCAGUGCAUCGAUGGCACGGGCCUGCCGCUCUUAACUGAAGACCAUUUGGUAAACUCGCUGGGCAUGAAGCUGGGACCGGCGCUGAAGCUGCGCUCUAUAUUGGCGAAGAAAUUGGGCGGGCCGUGUCCGUGUGUUGCGUGCGUUGCGCAGGCGCAACAAAUGUUGGCAUUGCAAACGGGUGGGGCUGCAGCAGCAGCAGCAACAACAACAACAGCGACUGCAGGCAGCAGCACAACAUUAACAACAACAACAACAACAGCAGUAUCAGGAGCAGCAGCAGCAACUACAACAGCAACAACAAGCACGGUCUGUCAUUUGUCAAGCAGCAGCGGCAGCAGCGGCGGCAGCGUUGACUGCAAUGGUCCCAGCAACAUUGCUGAGACGAAUAGCAGCAACGAUGUUGCGGCAACCUCACGUAGCAACAUGUCAGGGCUGCCGUGCAGCUUUGAUGAUGUUGCCAGCAACAGCACGACCAACAGUAACAACAACAACAACAGCGGCGAUUUGCAUUGCAGUUAGUGGCGGAUUUUAGAAAUUUGCUGCACGUCACAAUUAUUAUAAUAAUUGCAUUUUAACUUAAUUAUUAUUGUUGUACCAAAUGAGCUUUCAAAAAUGAAACAACUAUCUAAUAAAAUAAAUUAAACUAUACAUACAUACAUAAAUUAAUGCUAAAACUAAAGUUGCAAACUUUAACAUUAACAGCAACAACAAAUAUCGCAAAGUCUUCCAAUUUGCACAGAGAAUAGCAGAAUAGAAGGUAGAACUAAAUCUAUAUACUAUAUUUAGUCAAUCGGCAUAUGUUAACAAUAUUUGCAGAACCACAAUUUAUUUUAUGUACUUAAGCAUGUAAUGAUGAUGAAUUAAUUUUACUUUUGUUUAUAACUGCUAGUCAGUAAAUAUUUAAUAGCGUUCAGACCCUCCCCUUCCCCCGCUCCCACACUUAAACAAUUGAAUUCUGUAUUUUGUAAACAAUUUAAAAAUCGAAAGGCUAUUUAUUUUUGUAAUUCUAUGUAUGUAAGAAAUUCAAUUGUUAUUAUACUGUAUUUGUUUAAACUAUUUUUGCGGCCAUGCACAAAGAAUAGAAGAAUUCAAAAUUCGAAAAAUAUAUAUGAAAUAUUGUUUUAAGAGCUCCAAGACUUGAAAAGAAAAACACAUACGCAAAGCAAAUAACGAACUCUGUACAUAUUGUAUAUUUUUUUAAAUAAUCUAGAGAAAAUCUAAUACGAGAAACUUAAAAACUACACAUAUGUGUAGAUAUGUAUAUUUACAGUUAAU